This is a messenger RNA of Acomys russatus (golden spiny mouse), 397 nucleotides long. It is a transcript of the gene Sat2, whose product is annotated as spermidine/spermine N1-acetyltransferase family member 2. The record is from RefSeq and is a predicted model, not a curated record. Bases 77 to 397 code for a protein of 106 amino acids. Gene Ontology annotation, molecular function: N-acetyltransferase activity. The transcript has 4 exons. NCBI's taxonomy places the organism in Eukaryota, Metazoa, Chordata, Mammalia, Rodentia, Muridae.
CCGCGGAACGGACGUGGGGGUUGUCUUUGAUCUUUGGGUUUUUGUUUGUUUGUUUGUUUUGACAGUGAGGGUCUGGAUGGCUUCCACGAGGAUCCGAGAGGCCAGGGAGAGAGAUUGUGGAGAGAUAAUGAGGAUGAUCAGGGAACUGGCAGAAUAUGAGAAACUCUCCCAUCAGGUGAAGAUCAGCGAAGAAGCUCUGAGAGCAGAUGGCUUUGGGGAGAACCCCUUCUUUCACUGUUUGGUGGCGGAGAUUGUUCCAGACCCUGGGGAGCUACAAGCGCCCCGAGUGGUGGGCUACGGCCUAUACUAUUUCAGCUACAGCACGUGGAACGGACGAAACGUCUAUCUGGAAGACAUCUAUGUGAUGCCGCAAUAUCGGGGUACUGGCAGGGGCUAA